AUGUCUUACUCCUGGUGUAAUCGUAGCGGUGAUAUAUCCUAUUGUGAAGACACGUCGGAUUUUGAUCAUCGUAUGUCACCGGAAACUCGUGAUGAUGAUUUCGGGGAAUUUCAAACAAGUAAACAAACAGAGGUGAACACUACUUCCACAAAAACGAACGUAAUUUCUAGUCAGACCAAAAAAACUGUGCCGAUCGCUUCGCGGCCGAAUUACAAUGUUUCUGUAGACCCUUCGUCUGAACUGACUCCAUUGGAGUCCGUGCAACACGAGUGGCUUCGUUGCGUUGUUCAGUGUGCCGAAUUGAUGCGAGACUCGUUGGAUGCUUUGGAACCACUAACCUCGCAUGUCGACCGUGCUGAGUUCAAUGAUACUGAAGAGGGCAGUGAGUUCUUGUACGAUAUCCUUGAAGUUUAUCUGGUUGCAAACCGCAUACGUGGGUCGGCUGAACGGCUAGCCCUUCUACACGCUCCUUUACAAGCAAGAUUUAGCGAAAUCCAGACAUCCAUGUCGAAGCUGUUCCAGUAUAUUGUAAAAGAUGAAAUCAAAGCUACCGAGGACGAAACUAAACUGUCCGUCUUAGAUGGUGGUUCGAGCCAGAUUGAUCGGAAUGCGAAACUUUGUGAGGCACUCGAACGAAAAAUCGAUGCAUUGGUGCAAACGAAUCGUCAACUGGCUGGCCAAACUGCCUUCUUAUCGUCAUCCCUAAUUUGUAUUCUAGACGAGCUAGAUCGGAUAUCGGCUGAGAAAGAAUCGGAAUCUUCCGAGACACAGUUGACGAAUAAAGUGCGAAGACAAUUAAUUCGUAUGGGGUUUCUGCCCCCCGUCGCCCAAUUACCGAAUGCUGCAAACUCAUCAAUAGUGCUUAAACGUCCAGCAAGUCCGAUGCACGAGUUAGUCACUAAAAAAGCGCCACUUAUUGAAGAUAACAAACAGUCUACAGAGGCGUCGAUGCCCAGCGGUGGGGUGAAACUCUCAAAUAAACACCUGCUCAAGACAGAGAAUUCGGGUAAAUUUGCCGAAUCGGUGGAAUUCAAAGAUGAAGAACCGGACGACUAUGACGAUUCCGAUGCAGAUUCGGAAACUAUCCGGGCGGCGUUUCGUUUGUUUGCCAAACAGAUUGGUCCCGCCCUAAAACGGGAACACCGGCAGCGAUUCGGCACGGCCCCUACGCAGUCCUGGUUGGCCGAUCAACUCCUUGCUCGCUGGGAUGCACUGGAUAGACGGGAACGUCGAAUUUGGCACCAAGUUAUUCUCCACAAAUUCGGGAAAGACUGUAUUGUUCCGCAAACUUCCUACCUGAUGAACUCUUCAAACGAAAAUCACCUGGCUCGAUUGGGUAUCAAUGUGAAUCGUUUGGAAUCGGAGAUGAAUGCUGCUGUGGCUCGGGAUACGCGCUACUGGUUGGAAAAUGAUGCGAAAAUUCGUGCGGUGGAACAACGAGUUCCCACCUAUGAACACUUUAGACAACUAGUAGCCGGUUGUCAUUUGUGUCCCCUGGACAAAUCGGAGCUGAAUGAUCUGGCUAAAUCGAAGACGAGCUGGAAUCCCGCCAUCGGAACUGGUUGUCAUGUGCGUUCGAGUGUCCCAUCUAAUGACCCGGAACAAGGGGCGAAUGAAACCGUUCAAACACCGCAACACUUCUAUGCACGUUGGCAAUCUCUGAGCUUGUCGAGGAUAGAUGAACAGGAAAAGGUAUCGCAAUUGGCCAUUCUAGUUUUCCAGCAACCAAAGUCUGUACUGCGAGAAGUGUUUGAUUGCGGUCUUGGUGCCACUUUGCUACCUGAAGUAUUGUCAGUCUUCAAUCGUCUCAUCAAGGCCGAGUCGACUGACACAGACUUGAACAACCAGCUGACUGGGAACAUUUUCAAUGCGUUGGUUGCAUUUGUCGAAUCUAAACAAUUUCCGCUUGCAGUCGAUCUGUGCUCGGACGAGGAAAAACGUGUGGCUUUGUCCGUGCUUUCUCAUCUGUCACAGAACCUCAGUUGUGGAACACAGAACACCGGGGAUACUCUUCACGCACUGAACGCUCAUUUUACGUGA
This is a messenger RNA of Echinostoma caproni, 2040 nucleotides long. Lineage: Eukaryota; Metazoa; Platyhelminthes; Trematoda; Plagiorchiida; Echinostomatidae. The record is from the annotation of a GenBank genome assembly.